AUGGGCAACAGCAAGGCCGUGGCCUUCAUCCUCGCGCUCGCCCUGUGCGGGCUGCUCGCCGCGGAGGUGGCGGCGGCGGCGUGCGACGCGAGCGCACUGACGCCGUGCAUGGGCGCCAUCAUGCUGGGCGGCGCGGUGACGCCGGGGUGCUGCGUGCGGAUGCGCGCCCAGCAGGGGUGCCUGUGCCAGUACGCGCGCAACCCCUCCUACAGCGGCUACGUCAACAGCCCCAGAGCGCAGAGCGUCGUCAAGGCCUGCGGCGUCCCCAGGCCCAAGUGCUGAACUGCUGCUCAUCGUGCUGACGAUCCCCGCCGUGGCCGGCAUGGCAGCAAGCACCGUUCGACGGUGGUCUACGUAAUGUCUAUUGUAUCGGUAAUUGUACUGUCGACGCCAUCGAGCUAGUACCCGUACCACAUACGUGUACGCUACCGAUGGACGUCUAAAUAAACGCGGCUGUUGCGAGCUGCGAACAUGCAUAGGCUUGUGCCAAUGUUGUGGCAGCUGGUCUUGUACGUUUUUAUGUUUUAUGUUUCACCAUCGUCUAUGAGUAAAGUUUAUCAUCGGUAUAAA
This is a messenger RNA of Lolium rigidum, 570 nucleotides long. RefSeq names its product probable non-specific lipid-transfer protein 2. The transcript has a single exon. The record is from RefSeq and is a predicted model, not a curated record. The coding region runs from base 1 to 282 and encodes 93 amino acids. NCBI's taxonomy places the organism in Eukaryota, Viridiplantae, Streptophyta, Magnoliopsida, Poales, Poaceae. Gene Ontology annotation, biological process: lipid transport.